Molecule: messenger RNA, 2044 nt
Organism: Phragmites australis (common reed)
Lineage: Eukaryota; Viridiplantae; Streptophyta; Magnoliopsida; Poales; Poaceae
Product: aspartic proteinase Asp1-like
Exons: 8
Coding region: 127-1443 (438 amino acids)
Biological process (GO): proteolysis
Molecular function (GO): aspartic-type endopeptidase activity
Source: RefSeq, a predicted model, not a curated record
UCCUAUAAAAUACCCAGCUCCCGCUCGCGUUUCGUCUCAUUCUUCUCACCUCAUCAAGAAACAGAGGAAGGGGGGAAGAAAAACACAGGCCGGUCCAGGCGUCCACGCUGCUCCCCCUUCCUCGCCAUGGCCGCUGCCAGGUGGGUCCCUCUCGCCGGCCUCUUGCUCCUGCUCCUCCCGUUUGCGGCCACUCCGUCGCGCGCCGCCACGCCGGCGAGGCCCACGCCGUCGUCGUCGUCCACCGCCGUGUUCCAGCUUCAGGGCGACGUCUACCCCACAGGCCACUACUAUGUCACGAUGAACAUUGGGGACCCAGCGAAGCCGUACUUCCUGGACGUGGACACAGGCAGCGAUCUCACCUGGCUGCAGUGCGACGCACCUUGUCAGAGUUGCAACAAGGUGCCACAUCCGUUGUAUCGGCCAACAAAGAACAAGAUUGUGCCAUGUAAAGAUUCACUCUGCACUUCCCUGCACAAUGGACAGGGCUCUAAUCAGAAGUGCUCCUCACCACAACAAUGCGACUAUCAAAUAAAGUACACAGACAGUGCAUCUUCUCAAGGUGUGCUUAUUACCGAUAACUUCUUGCUGCCUCUGAGGAAUUCAUCCAACGUUCGUCCCAGCCUCACCUUUGGCUGUGGUUAUGACCAGCAAGUGGGCAAAAAUGGCGCGACACAAGCAGCGACAGACGGCCUGCUUGGGCUUGGGAGGGGAUCGGUUAGCCUGCUUUCACAGCUCAAGCAGCAAGGGAUCACCAAGAACAUUCUUGGCCAUUGCCUCAGCACGAACGGAGGGGGGCUCCUCUUCUUUGGGGAUGAUAUGGUGCCUACUUCACGUGUAACUUGGGUGCCCAUGACUCAGAGCACAUCCGGGAACUACUACUCACCUGGCUCAGCAACACUGUACUUCGAUAGACGUUCCCUAGGUGUAAAGCCAAUGGAGGUGGUAUUUGACAGUGGUAGCACCUAUACCUACUUUGUUGCCCAGCCAUACCAAACUGUUGUUUCUGCGCUCAAAGGUGGUAUCAGCAAAUCACUUAAACAAGUGUCAGAUCCCAGUUUGCCUCUGUGCUGGAAAGGGCAGAAGCCAUUCAAAUCUGUGUUUGACGUCAAAAAGGAAUUCAAGUCGCUGUUUCUGAGCUUUGCUAAUGGCAAGAAUGCCGUCAUGGAGAUCCCUCCUGAAAAUUACCUCAUUGUCACUAAAAAUGGGAAUGUGUGCUUGGGCAUCCUUGACGGAUCGGCGGCUAAACUGAGUUUCAACGUAAUAGGAGACAUUACAAUGCAGGAUCAGAUGGUGAUAUAUGAUAAUGAAAGAAUGCAGCUUGGAUGGGUGCGUGGAGCAUGCACUAGGAGCACCAAGUCUAUUGCUUCCUCUGGUCAUAAAUAUAUGUCAUUUUGGAUAAGACACGGUCUCCAAGUCAUAGCUUUGGUCACUAUUUUCUAUUAGAAUAUAUAUAAAAUCCAUUGAAUUUGCGAUAUUAUAAAAGCAUUUUCAAGAAGAAUCUACACAUAUAAUUUUAAGGUUUUCGAACUAAAUAUUUUAAAAACUAUUGAUAGUCAAAGUUUUAAAAGUUUGAUCGAAUCUUUUCCAAAGCGAUAUGUAUUUAUGAUCAAGGGAGUAUGUCUUUCCUUCCAUGAUCGUUUCUCAUACUUGAACCAUCAACGCUUAAAUUCAUUUCCACCUAUCCGAACAUUGGCUGUAGUGUUGAUGGAGCUGGGGGAAAUUACUGCUGUCCUCAACUCCCCGGUAUGAUCAGUUUAGUAACUGAAGAGUGCCAGCUUAUUACCAUCCAAAUAAUGUUUGUAUUAACAUAUCAGGGGAAUGGGAGAUUAUAGGAGCGAAAUUUAGAGAGGCAGAUAGGAAGUUACGAACUGAGGGUGUAUGCUCCUCCUGUUCAUAACGAGAUGGACUCCAUAAUUUAUAAGACUGGCCUGAGUUGUUCUCCGCAUGCAACUUACUUGAAGUUCCUCUUGAUUUCCAUUUUUGAAAUAUGGGCAUGAGAGCAGCUUAUUUCAUUGCAAUAAUAAAAAUAAAGUUAUGUACAAAC